This is a messenger RNA of Sugiyamaella lignohabitans, 1068 nucleotides long. RefSeq names its product mRNA-binding protein NPL3 (gene NPL3). Gene Ontology annotation, molecular function: mRNA binding. The transcript has a single exon. The coding region runs from base 1 to 1068 and encodes 355 amino acids. Gene Ontology annotation, cellular component: cytoplasm; ribonucleoprotein complex; nucleus. The record is from RefSeq and is a predicted model, not a curated record. Lineage: Eukaryota; Fungi; Ascomycota; Dipodascomycetes; Dipodascales; Trichomonascaceae.
AUGAGUGAACUGGAUCUCGCGAGAUUGUUUGUCCGACCAGUUGGUCCCGACGUGUCUAAGGAGGAGUUGGAAGAUGUUUUUAGAGCUUAUGGAGAAGUUUCUGAGGUGAAGCUUAUGCGUGGAUACGCUUUUGUGGAGUUUGGUAACGAGGAAGAGGCCAAGGCCGCUCGUGACGGACUUAAUGAAACAGAUUUCCAUGGCCAGAACUUCCAAAUCGAGUAUGCCAAGCCUAAGCCAACUCCCCGUGAACGUGACGAGUACAACAGUGCCAAAUUUGGCGGUGGUAAGCGUUAUAGAGUUCUUGUCAGUAACCUUGGCGAGGACGCUUCAUGGCAGGAUUUGAAGGAUUUCGCUAGAGAUAAUAAUAUUCAGGGAGUCAAUUAUGCCGAUGUUUCUCGUGCUAGAGACGGUACUGGUGUCAUUGACUUUGUUUCUCAGGCCGAUUUGGAAGAUGGUUUGAGUAAAUUAGACGGUCUUGAGUUUAAGGGCUCGACCAUUUCUGCUUCUGAAGACCCCAAUCCUCCUCCUCUUCCUUCAGGACCUCCUCGUUUUAGAGAUAGUUAUGGUCGUGGUGACCGUGGUGGAAGAUAUGGCGAUAGACGUGGUGGUGACCGUGAUUACGACCGUCGUGGUGGUGACCGUGGUUAUGACCGUUAUGACCGUCGUGGUGGAGACCGUGGAUAUGAUCGUGGUGACCGUUAUGACCGUCGUGGUGGAGACCGUGAUUUCGACCGUCGUGAUAGAGGUGGUGACCGUGAUUUCGAUCGUCGUGACAGAGGCGGUGACCGCGAUUAUGACCGUCGUGACAGAGGAGGUCGUGAUUUUGACCGUCGUGACAGAGGUGGCCGUGAUUUUGAGCGUCGUGACCGUGGUGGCCGUGAUUAUGAACGUCGGGACCGUGGUUCUGAUCGUCGUGAAAGCCGUGGUGGACGUGAUGAUGAUGAGACAUAUACCAGACAACGAUCUCAAUCGCCUCCUCGUUAUGCUAAUGGAGCCCGUGAGCGUGAUGACGACGUGCCUGUUCACGAUGCCGAGCCUGCUCACGACGACGCUGAGGGUACCUGGUAA